Boeremia exigua is the source of this 1672-nucleotide messenger RNA. RefSeq names its product CwfJ C-terminus 2-domain-containing protein-like protein. The coding region runs from base 38 to 1672 and encodes 544 amino acids. Gene Ontology annotation, molecular function: RNA lariat debranching enzyme activator activity; hydrolase activity. NCBI's taxonomy places the organism in Eukaryota, Fungi, Ascomycota, Dothideomycetes, Pleosporales, Didymellaceae. The record is from RefSeq and is a predicted model, not a curated record. The transcript is spliced from 2 exons. Gene Ontology annotation, cellular component: post-mRNA release spliceosomal complex. Gene Ontology annotation, biological process: mRNA splicing, via spliceosome.
GGCAGCUCCAAACACCAAAAGUUGUCAUCAUCACAUCAUGAUGGCGUCGAAAAUUGUGGUCAUUGGCGAUGUAGACGGGCAGUUCCAGGCUGUCUUCCAGAAAGUAAAUGCGUUACACGCGAAGAACAACUUUGCUUUCGCGCUCAUUGUUGGCAACUUAUUUGCAAGCACACAGAGCUCGGGUGAUGUAGUCGAUCCAGAUGUGCGGUCACUUGUGGAUGGCAAGAUCGAGGUCGCGCUGCCGACAUACUUUGCUCUUGGCAACCAUGCUCUACCACCUGCGGUCGUCGAGAAACUGCAGUCGUCGGACGAUGAGCUGUGCCACAACUUGCAUUUCCUCGGCAAACGGACGACUAUGAAGACCUCCGAAGGAAUUCGUAUUGUUGCUCUCGGCGGUCAGAUGGACCCCAGCAUCAUUGCAGGUCCGUCCAAGGAUAGGUACCCGCCAUUUUACGGCGAGACAGACGCAAAGGUUCUGCGUGGAGCAACAACGGCGGAUAUCCUUGUGACCAGCGACUGGCCGGAAGGAAUACAAAAGCGCUCAAAGGUCGAGCUUGGUGCAGAUGCAUCACCCUCAGCGCAACAGUGCAUCGCCGACCUCGGCAUAGUCUUGAAACCGAAGUAUCAUUUUUCAACGUCGGGAAACUCGUUUUGGGAACGAGAGCCCUUCUUCCAUCCGCCCAGUGAUGACACCGAUAACCUCUACCCAGUCACCCGGUUCAUCAGUCUGGCACGAUAUGGCAACUCUAACAAACAAAAGUGGAUCUAUGCUUUCUCAUUGGAUCCCAAGGCGAGUAAUCCUGUUGCGCCUCCCACUGGCUCUACAGCCUGUCCUCUUGUUUUAUCAGAGAAGAAGCGUCCUGCGUUAGAGCCACAAGAACAAGCUCUUGUGUACGAUGAUGGAACUCGAGGUGGCCGAAGAUCGCACAAACGCCGCAAAGGUGAGCCUCGAGGACCACUCACCGCAGCAGAAUGCUUCUUCUGUCUCGCCAAUGAAAACAUUGCGACCCAUUUGGUCACCUCAAUUGGCGACAGCUCGUACGUCACAACAGCAAGGGGACCACUCUCAACAUCACAAACCUACCCCAAGCUCGGCUUCCCCUGUCAUAUGCUGAUAAUUCCUUUCUCUCACCAACCGACACUUGCUGCUAUGGAAGAGGAGGAACGUCUCGCUACCUAUGCUGAGAUGCAAAAGUACCGAGUUGCUAUGAACGGCAUGCUCAAUUCAGCUGCCGGCGAAGAGUACGGCUCUGUAACAUGGGAAGUAAGCAAAUCGAGUCUGCCCCACACGCAUUGGCAAUACCUUCCAGUCCCGGCGGAUCUCAUCCGCAAAGGACUCGUCGAAGCUGCCUUCAAAGCGUUGGCUGAGAAUUUACAUUGGCCGGCUUUCACGAAAGAAGAUGUUGGUGAUGGGUUCGACGAGACAAGCGACUUCUUCAGGGUCAUUGUGUGGGAUCCAAAGAAUCCAACAGAGAAGCAGACAAGCUUAGUCAUGCGCUUUGACGACAAAGUCCGCUUCCACAGCCAGUUCGGUCGAGAGGUCCUAGCAAAGCUAUUGAGACUAGACAAGCGGAUCGAUUGGAGGGACUGCGGGCAGACACAACCCCAGGAGGAGCAAGAUGUUGACAAGUUCAAGAAAGCCUUCAAAAGCUUCGACUUUGCGGCUGAGUAG